AUGAAGUCAGUUACAACACGUGUAUUUGAUAAAGUCAGUUACAACACGCAUGUAGCUAUCAUUUAUGCCUAUAAUCCACCAACUCCAACAAAUGCUACCAUUGAGCUUGGCCUGCAAAAAGUCUUAUCAGAAUACAGAGAAUGGGCAGGAAGAUUAGGAGAAGAUGAAAAUGGCGAUCCUGUCAUUUUUCUAAAUGACAAAGGGGUGAAUUUUGUUGAGGCAUCGACUGAUAUUAAGCUUGAACAAGUCAUGCCUUUGCAGCCAUCUCCAUUUUUACUUAGUCUUCACCCUAAGGCAAAUGAUGUGGAGGCAUUAUUGCAAGUUCAACUCACUAGAUUCGCUUGUGGCUCACUGGUGAUUGGCUUCACAGGCCAUCAUUUAGUAGCUGAUGGGCACUCCGCUAGCAAUUUUUUGGUUGCUUGGGGGAAAGCCUACUAGAUGGACUUGACAUAAACCCUCUUCCCUCUUCAUGAUCGAACCAUUUUUAACCCUAGAA
Molecule: messenger RNA, 496 nt
Organism: Jatropha curcas
Lineage: Eukaryota; Viridiplantae; Streptophyta; Magnoliopsida; Malpighiales; Euphorbiaceae
Source: RefSeq, a predicted model, not a curated record